AUGAUGUUUAUGAAAUCUGUCGAAAAUUAUCCUCUGCGACGUAGGGAUUACGAGAAAUGUGAGGAGAUUAUCGAGAGAAUUAAGAAACUGGAGAAAGAGAGUGAGAAAAAUCGAAAGUGUAUCAACGAAAACGGCGUCGCGUUAGUUCUCUGUGAUUGUUUCGAGAAGUUCUCGGGAGACGAGAAAUUGACGUAUCUCUUGAAGGAGAUUCUAUCGCUGCUUACUUGGAUGGUUCCGAUUGGUUCAGAGGGUUUAAAGAAACUCGCGUUUGCGUCGUCAUUUCGUUGCGUCGCGGGUUUGUUAAGGAGCACUGACGACUCCGUUCGCGAAAACGCUGCGUUUUUGUUGAAGGAGAUUCUCUCGUUGGACGAGACGCAAGUUCUCGCGUUUGCGGAGGAAAACGGAGUCGCGGGAUCGUUUGUGAAGUUGAUUCGCGAUUCGGUUUCGUCUAGCGCAACAAACUCUUCGUUGAUAGCGAUAAGUCAUAUGGUUUUCCAAAAGCCCGAGAUCGCGUCUGAGUUUCUCGAAAUAGAUCUUAUGAAUUUAACACUGGAUAUGAUAAUUAAUGGUGAGAACAGCGUUUGCGAGAAAGCGUUAGCGGUUUUAGACGCGAUUUGCGAAACCAGUAGAGGGAGAGAGGAAGUGAGGAAAAACGCGUUGGUGAUGCCGCUUUUAGUGAAGAAGAUUCCGAAGGUUUCUGAGUUAGCGACGAGGAGCUCAGUUUCGGUAAUUCUGAAGCUGUGUAAAACGGGAAAAGCGUUUGCGGUUGAGGAAGCAGUGCGUUUGGGAGCAUUUCAGAAGGUGUUCUUGGUGUUACAGGUUGGGUAUGGAGAAGAGACGAAAGAGAAAGCGACAGAGUUGUUAAAGAUGAUGAACAACACACAGAUGAAAUUGAUGAGUGAUGAUGAAGAUGAUUGUGUUGAUUCUUCAAUGGACUUUAAGUACCUCAAGAAGCUAUCUUGA
This is a messenger RNA of Thlaspi arvense, 963 nucleotides long. Lineage: Eukaryota; Viridiplantae; Streptophyta; Magnoliopsida; Brassicales; Brassicaceae. The record is from the annotation of a GenBank genome assembly.